This is a messenger RNA of Xiphophorus maculatus (southern platyfish), 892 nucleotides long. Its product is annotated as phospholipase A2 inhibitor and Ly6/PLAUR domain-containing protein-like. The annotation marks the transcript as partial. The transcript has 4 exons. The record is from RefSeq and is a predicted model, not a curated record. NCBI's taxonomy places the organism in Eukaryota, Metazoa, Chordata, Actinopteri, Cyprinodontiformes, Poeciliidae.
GACAACCUGAAAUGUAAAUGUGAACCUAGCCGCUACGGAACAUGCGCUAAGGAAACAACUGAAUGUUCCUCAGAGGACGAUAGUUGUUCAGUAAGAACACAAGUCUAUUAUUUAGGUGGUGCAAAGUCUGAGCACAAUUCCAAAGGUUGCAUUACGUCUGAUCUGUGUCUUAAUUACUCUAUCAGCUAUGGAGCUUACAGAAUUGUACAAAACACCAAGUGCUGCAGUGAAGAUCUCUGCAACGCCCAGAUUAACUACACAAAACCUGUCUCCACUCCAAAUAGAAAAAAGUGCUUCAACUGUGAUGAAGAAAACUGCAUGAAAACCCUUAAAUGUGCAGGGGAUGAAAACUACUGCAUUAAUGUAACAGGAUAUACACAAGGAGAACGUUUCAUGAUGAAGGGAUGUGCCUCUGAGUUGGUGUGCUCAGAUCAUUUUUCUUCAGUGAUGAGUCAGUUUACUACACGGCCCCCUGGAGCAAAGGUUAGCUGCUGCCGGGGCAACUACUGCAACAGCGCUAGCAGCACCAUCAGCCCAGGAAGCAAAAGCAGCGCCAGCAGCACCAGUCCCACCCUGCUGCUCCUGUUGGUGCCUCUGUUGUUUUCUAUCUUAUUUUCUUAGCUCACAGAAGCUACUGAAUUGCUGCCAUGUUUUCUUUUUAAUCACAAUUCAUUUUAUAAACCUGUUCUUUUUAUUUGAUUCUAUAGCUUGGUUAGCUAAGCAGCAUGUUAUAAUCAACAACAUCCUCUAUACUUUGUUGUUCUAUACUAAAAUAAUCUUCCUCAAUAAACACAAUUUUUUUUAAUUCUGGGUCCAGUACCGAUCUGAUUCUAAAUGUUUAGUUUUGAAAAGAUAAAAUGAUUUGAAGUUACAGAUGUGGAAUAAACAUGUU